AGGAGAAAGGCAAAAUGCGACCGAACUCUUCCCAGCUGCCUUCUAUGUGGCAAAUCGUCUCAGCUGUGCGUGUAUCCGCCCAAGAAGUUAAAACCGGGGCCCAAAGUUGGCAUGUCUCAGAGAGGCCGCAAACGAGCUCGCUUCAAUGGUUCACGGGUAUCGCCCGCAGAUGCCCAUAAAAUUGAAACCAGAAGGGUUGAAAGCCCUAAUCUACGACGUAAUGACGCGCCCAGUUCUUCAUCCAGGAGUCCAAACGAAGCCAGCGCUCAUUGUGACAGUCCACUGCCGCCUUCUCCUCAGGCUACAGAAGAAGACAUAUCUAAUGCGUCUGAUUCGUCUGAUACCGCGGCAAUCAAUUUCGUUCGUGCGAUCAGUCUUUCUUCUAUCAUUCAUCCAACCCACGAGAGUUGCUUGACUCCUCCGCCCAGCAUCUCGGAUGGAUCGCCGUCGUCCGGAUUCUUCAUUAACCUUGCCGGAGCGCAAGAUCUUAUCAUGCAAGCAUGCCAAGCUUUGAACUUGUCAAUCCGUACUCUCCAAUCAUUGAUUGAUGCAUAUUUUGAGAACAUGACGUCGUUUUCGCUUUUUCAUCAGCCCUCAUUUGGAACCAAGAUCCAGGAAAUCAAGAACUUGUUGCACCUCAAGGCUUUGUUCGCGUCUAUGUUCUCCUUUUCGGCUCGAUUUGCGACAGAUCGCUAUCAAGGCACAUACACGCAUGAACCCCAGGAAAAUUUGAUGCACGAGCGCUUCCAUGUCAUUGCCCUUCAAUGCAUCAGGGAAGCCCGAGAUGAAUGUGGUGAUGGGAUUCCUCCCCUUUGUGUAUUGCAGGCAAUGGCCCUGAGCACCUUCUACCAGCUGACAAUCGGAGUUCGAGGAAGAGCUUGGCGUUUAUUAGGCUCUUGCGUUCGUGUUGCUUACGAGCUGCGGCUCCACCUGAUUGAUUACGAAGGUCAAGGACCGUCCUCUAAGGCGGGCAUUGAUCUUGCACGAUGGUCCGCUAAUGAAGAGAGACGACGCUGCUGGUGGGCCAUCUGGGAAAUGGAUGUCUUUGCCAGCACUAUUAGGAGAUGUCCCACCGCGAUUGAUUGGAGUAUCAAUGACACGUAUUUGCCUGUUACCGAUGAGUAUUGGUACAACAGCCGAUACCACUCCAGCUGCUUUUUGGAAAAGAAACCAAUGGACCGCUGGAAACGACUGCAAAAGUGCAACAAUGAGAGCGCAUCUGCCUGGUUCAUUGUGCUUAACUCCAUCAUGAGAGACGCGCAAGUUUUAUCCCGGGGAAACAUGCAAGGGAUUCUUCCAGAUUCAGACCCAAACAACAACGUUGCCCAACUGACCCACUACUUCCGCAACAACUUUCGAAAGAAACGGUCGGAAGAAGAUUCAACCAAGCUCACGCUCCUCAUCCACGCCCUGCGAUGCACUACAUCUGUUCUCCCCGACUCUCUCGCCUACAACGGCGAAAGCCUCAGCUUUUCCACGAGCCCUUUUGUUCGAGCAAACGAUCAAUCCGACCACGACACGAAGCUUCUUCAUAGCGCAAAAUACGGCAUCUACUUAAUGACCCAGCUCGCACGCUUCAUGAUAUACCACCACUACGCCUUUGGCGAAAUCUCGUCGGGGACGAUCUUCGCCGAUAAACCGAGUAGUCCGACAUUUGGUUGGACAGCAGCAGAGCAACAACACCCGACAAACUGCGAGGGACUUCGGAACUGCCUCGAGGCCGCCGACAACAUCUCCGCUGUGACGCACCGCUGCGCUGACAAUCACGUGAGAUUCGUCAACCCCUUCCUAGCAAGCACAGUUUGGCUAGCGACAUCGCUGCAGAUAUUGAAGAAAGUGGUUGCGCCUGAAAAUCAUACGGAGCUAAAUGCAUCGAAGAGCGAGGUGUUAAAGCUGAGCUGCCAUCAGUACGUCCAGUUCUGGGGGACGCCGUUGGCAUUGCUCGAAAAUUUGGAUACGCUUGAAGAGCGACUUAUCACGCGGAAGAACGUGUCGAGUCAUAUGGAGAAAAGUCAGGAGGGGAAGAAGGCCCAAGUAUUCAGACCGGUGUCGAAACCACAUAUCAACGGCUCUGGGUGCGCAGAACCACAGAGAAUGAGUGUAGACUGGAGGAAUAACGCUUCACGUCAAGGCUCUACAGGGGGUCUUGAUAUUGAUGGAAUGCCAUUGUAUCAGAGUCCGCAAACGGUCCACUCUGAAUUCAACCCAGCGUCUCUAGGCUUGGUAGGUAGACCACCUAACGCUGGAAAGGCACCGUCCCAGACUUCUAUCGACCAGGGACAUGAUCAGAUUGCGCCUGGUGGUGUUAUUGGCCAUGACUUACGCCCACACGAACAACAAAACAUUGAUCACAUGAGCUAUCUCGACGCAGACACAUUCAUGGCUCUAGAUUCACAGAUAGGCGUCUCCGAGGACCUUGGCGACCGGUUUGCAUGGUUUUUGGCGACGGAUAUGAUGUCUGAUUCGUUAACGCGGUAACACGUCCAGCUCCCACACCAUAGUGCGUCUUCAUGGCCAAUAGUUUCUUGCUCUAU
Molecule: messenger RNA, 2534 nt
Organism: Mytilinidion resinicola
Lineage: Eukaryota; Fungi; Ascomycota; Dothideomycetes; Mytilinidiales; Mytilinidiaceae
Exons: 5
Coding region: 112-2478 (788 amino acids)
Biological process (GO): DNA-templated transcription
Cellular component (GO): nucleus
Molecular function (GO): zinc ion binding; DNA binding
Source: RefSeq, a predicted model, not a curated record